GAGAAUUGUUGGCUUAGAGAGGGAGAGAGAGAGAAAGCGCGCGCUUAUUAUGGAUUUGGAGAGGAGAGAAAGUGUGUGUUAAUCACGUCGUUCGUUCUUCGAUCUCCAAAUGGCUCAAAAACUAUAAUCUCAAAUCACAGAUCUGAACAUUUCUGCUAAUCCAGAUCGAUCAAACUAUGAAAUCUGAACAUACGCAAGAGAAGCCGCCGGUUCCAUGGAAAGCAUCUUCAUCUUCAUCAUCAUCAUCCUCCAAACCUACCUCCGCCGUUCUCCCUUAUCAAACGCCGCGUCUCCGUGACCAUUACGUUCUAGGUAAGAAACUAGGCCACGGUCAAUUCGGAACUACUUAUCUCUGCACCGAGAAAACAACCGGUAACAAAUUAGCUUGCAAAUCCAUCCCUAAGCGUAAGCUUCUAUGUCGAGAAGAUUAUGAUGAUGUAUGGAGAGAGAUCCAGAUCAUGCAUCACCUGUCCGAACAUCCUCACGUCGUUAGAAUCAAAGGUACGUACGAGGACAAUGUAUUUGUUCAUUUGGUGAUGGAAUUGUGCGCUGGAGGUGAAUUGUUCGAUAGAAUUGUUCAAAAAGGACAUUUCACUGAGAGAAAGGCUGCUCAAUUGAUCAAAACUAUUGUUGGAGUUGUUGAAGGAUGUCAUUCUCUUGGUGUUAUGCAUAGAGAUUUGAAACCUGAGAAUUUCUUGUUUGAUACUCCUGAUGAAGAUGCUAAACUUAAGGCCACCGAUUUCGGUCUCUCCAUUUUCUACAAGCCUGGUCAAUACUUUACUGAUGUUGUUGGAAGUCCUUAUUAUGUUGCUCCAGAAGUUCUUCAUAAGUAUUAUGGACCUGAAAUUGAUGUAUGGAGUGCCGGUGUCAUACUAUAUAUCUUGUUAUCGGGAGUUCCGCCAUUUUGGGCUGAGACUGAUUCGGGCAUCUUCCAUCAGAUUUUGAAAGCAAAGUUGGAUUUUGAUUCUGAACCGUGGCCUCAUAUUUCAGAAAGUGCAAAAGAUUUAAUAAAGAAGAUGCUUGACAGGAAUCCUAAGAACAGGAUAUCUUCUCACGAGGUUCUAUGUCAUCCAUGGAUAGUUGAUGAUAAACUUGCCCCAGACAAGCCUCUUGAUCCUGCUGUGUUAACGCGUCUGAAGCAGUUUUCGGCAAUGAACAAACUGAAGAAGAUGGCUUUGAGGGUUAUAGCAGAAAGGCUGUCGGAAGAAGAAAUAGGAGGAUUGAAGCAAUUGUUUAAGAUGAUAGAUACUGACAACAGUGGAACAAUAACGUUCGAGGAACUGAAAAAUGGUUUGAAAAGAGUAGGUUCGAACUUAAUGGAGUCAGAAAUCAUGGCGCUUAUGAAUGCUGCUGACAUUAACAAUAGUGGAACAAUUGAAUAUGGUGAAUUCCUUGCUGCAACAUUGCAUGUGAAUAAGAUGGAAAGAGAGGAGAAUUUAGUUGCGGCUUUCGCAUUCUUUGAUAAGGAUGGUAGCGGUUACAUUACUGUGGAUGAGCUCCAACAGGCUUGCGGAGAUUUUGGGCUUGAGGAUGUUCAUCUCGAAGAUAUGAUUGGAGAAAUUGACGAAGACAACGAUGGGCGUAUAGACUAUAACGAAUUUGCGACAAUGAUGAGGAAAGGAGACGCGGGAAUUGGUGGUAGGAGUAUGAGAGGUAAUCUUAACUUUAACUUAGCAGAUGCAUUGUCUGGAGAAAUCAACAAAGACCCUUCUGAUGCUGCUACUGCUACUGAGUAAUUUUACUAAUUGGUCAUACAGUUGUUAUUUAUAAAAAGAACAUGAACACACAUACACACAAAAAUAAUAUAAAAAACGAAAGAAAGAAAGAAAAGGAAAUUGCUCUAGUUUAGUUAGUAGUUUCAUUUUCUUAGUUGAAUUUAUUCUUUUUUAAAAUAAGGCCAUUCAUUUUGAAUUUCUGCCCGGAUAUUUUUUCUAUAUAUAUUUUAUGUAAGUCUAAGGAUUGAUGUAAGGAUAUGUGUGAUCCAAAAGGAUAUGUAAACCAUGAAUUUUAUGCUCUAAACUAUUCUUAUUUCAAUGGAUGUUUUCUUAAUUUGAUGUAU
Messenger RNA from Impatiens glandulifera, 2059 nucleotides. RefSeq names its product calcium-dependent protein kinase 11-like. Gene Ontology annotation, cellular component: cytoplasm; nucleus. Gene Ontology annotation, biological process: protein autophosphorylation; intracellular signal transduction; peptidyl-serine phosphorylation. The record is from RefSeq and is a predicted model, not a curated record. Gene Ontology annotation, molecular function: calmodulin binding; calcium/calmodulin-dependent protein kinase activity; calcium ion binding. Bases 177 to 1736 code for a protein of 519 amino acids. The transcript is spliced from 7 exons. NCBI's taxonomy places the organism in Eukaryota, Viridiplantae, Streptophyta, Magnoliopsida, Ericales, Balsaminaceae.